Messenger RNA from Pomacea canaliculata, 1724 nucleotides. Its product is annotated as ubiquinone biosynthesis monooxygenase COQ6, mitochondrial-like. Gene Ontology annotation, cellular component: mitochondrion. The coding region runs from base 25 to 1452 and encodes 475 amino acids. Gene Ontology annotation, biological process: ubiquinone biosynthetic process. Gene Ontology annotation, molecular function: 2-octaprenyl-6-methoxyphenol hydroxylase activity; FAD binding; oxidoreductase activity, acting on paired donors, with incorporation or reduction of molecular oxygen, NAD(P)H as one donor, and incorporation of one atom of oxygen. The transcript has 12 exons. Lineage: Eukaryota; Metazoa; Mollusca; Gastropoda; Architaenioglossa; Ampullariidae. The record is from RefSeq and is a predicted model, not a curated record.
CCGAACUCAGCAGGGUUAUCGAACAUGGCAGCAAUGACCGCAACGCGGGUUACAGCAUUGCGAAUAGGCAGCCGACACAUGCGAACAAGUCUUAGACAGCUGUCAACAAUACCCUUCUCCUCGUCUGAUUCGGAUGUUGCUGAUGUAGUCAUUGCAGGAGGCGGGAUGGUUGGGGCUGCAAUGGCGUGUGCUUUAGCCUACAGUAACAGUUUUGCUGGCAAGCGAAUUGUCUUGCUAGAGGCUGCAUCUGACAGAGGAAAUUUUAUGCUUCCUGAUCAUUUCAGCAACAGGACAUGUGCUCUCAGUCCAGCUACAGUCAGUUUGCUUUCAAGAUUUGGAGCAUGGCAAGAAAUCGAGAAGAUGAGGUGUUGGCCUGUCAGACGUAUGCAGGUGUGGGAGUCAUGCUCAAAUGCAAUGAUAACCUUUGGGCAAGAAGAGCUGAUGGAACCUUUGGCAUUUAUUGUUGAGAAUGAUGUCAUAUUGGCUGCCAUUUUAAAAUGCCUUGAACAAGCACCAGUCUCUGUCAACAUCCGCUACAGGACAUCUGCAUUAUCUUUUCAAAUGCCAGGAUUAGAAGCAUCAGGGAAGACCAGAAGCAAGCACCCCUGGGUGACAGUCAGUCUUCCUGGUGGCAAAGAGAUCAAGACACCAUUACUUAUUGGGGCAGAUGGCGCUCAGUCAGCUGUUCGAACUGCUGCCAGAUUUCACACAGUUGGUUGGAACUACAAACAAACAGCAGUUGUGGCUACUCUACAACUGUCAGAGAUAACGGAAAACACAGUGGCAUGGCAGCGAUUUCUACCCACAGGGCCCAUAGCUUUACUGCCAUUAUCUAAUGAGCACAGCUCUCUGAUUUGGACAACAACACCUGAGCAUGCAGACCACCUUCUAAAAUUGUCUCCAGACAGCUUUGUGGAUGCUGUGAAUGAUGCUCUGUGGCAUGAUCGAGACAUGGACACCUUUGUUAACAAGGCCCAUUCCUCAUUCAUGGGACUUUUACAGAGCCUUAUUCCAGCUGAAGUAAUAACACGACAGCUGCCUCCUACUGUGUUGGGAUUAGGUGAAGGGACACGGGCAUGCUUUCCGCUGAGCCUUGUGCAUUCAUCAUGUUAUGUUCGCCCUCGACUGGCACUCAUUGGGGAUGCUGCUCACAGACUUCACCCAUUGGCUGGACAGGGAGUGAACUUGGGGUUUGGUGAUGUGUCUUGCCUCACUUCUGUACUGGAAGAUGCACUUUCUUGUGGAAGUGACAUUGGGUCGCUGGCCCACCUACUGUCCUAUGAGACAAAACGUCAGCGAAAUAACUUGCCUGUCUUGGCAACAAUUGAUGGUCUCCAGAGGCUCUACAACACCCAUCUCAUGCCUGUGGUCUUGCUGCGCAGCCUAGGUUUAUCUGCUGUAAAUGCUGCUGAAAGUCUCAAGAAACUGAUUGUCCAACGAGCCACUGCUUAAGCAACUACUGGGAAAGUUCUACCAUUCAAAAACUUUCGAAAAACAAGCAACAUCAUUAUGAUAACAAAGUCCUAUGGAGGAAGAGAUAACUAAUGCAUGCAAGUGUGCCUCUGGCAGUGCUGUCCUCAGACUGGGAAUUUUAAUACCACUACCUGUACAGUCCAGCUAAUAUUCCUGCCUUCAUGAGCCCCACAGCAGCCUACCAGCUUUGAAUUAAAUUAUCAAAUAGUAAUCAACGAACACAAACAAACAAAUAAAAUCAUCAGCAAGAU